Haliaeetus leucocephalus (bald eagle) is the source of this 5569-nucleotide messenger RNA. RefSeq names its product myomesin 2 (gene MYOM2). The record is from RefSeq and is a predicted model, not a curated record. Bases 443 to 4828 code for a protein of 1461 amino acids. Lineage: Eukaryota; Metazoa; Chordata; Aves; Accipitriformes; Accipitridae. The transcript has 37 exons. Gene Ontology annotation, molecular function: protein binding.
UUACUGAUUAUUUUAAAACUUCAAUCAUUUCUAAAUAAAAAGCUUAAACUGUUUUCUGACAUUAAACUGUUCCCCAUGUGCUUGGUGUUGCUGGGAAAAGAAACCCCACUUCUAAUGUAACCGUUUUUUGUUAGGAAAGAGGUCUAUCUUUUAUUAAAAUAGAGUAUAAAACUGCAUAUGGGAUAGAGCUUUUCUUCUGCCUUUAUAGUCCAGCCAUAUUGCUUAUUAGGCUGACCUCAGUUUUGGGAGAAUCACUUGGUUGGUUCUAAAUAUAGCACUGCAUCUGCCCUUAAAUGGGAGUGAAGGGGCAGUAGCCUUUAGAGAGGGGAAUUAUUUUUGUUUUCCUCAGCCAGAGUUUGCUAAGCUGGGAAAGGCUGGUCUUCCUCUCUGCUUUGCAGUUUUUCUAUAUCCCUUGGAAUUACUGAUUGUAACAAACUGAAAUAUGUCUUCAGUAGCGGUGCCAUUUUACCAGAGAAGGCAUAAGCACUUCGAUCAGUCCUAUCGCAACAUUCAGACAAGAUAUGUACUUGAGGAAUACGCAGCAAGAAAGGCUGCUUCCAGACAGGCUGCUUAUUAUGAAUCAUCUGGCUUGGGAAAAACGACAUGUAGACUCUGUGCCAGGAGGGCACGCACCUUGGCUCAUGAAGCAAUGCAAGAAUCCAGGAAAAGGACUCAUGAACAAAAGUCUCAUGCAAGUGACGAGAAAAGGAUCCGGUUUGCCAGUGAGUUGUCUGCUUUGGAAAAAGAGAUUCACACAGCCAGGCACCGUGCUAGAGAACAUCUGGAUAGGCUUGCUAUACAAAGGAUGGUAGAAGAAAAUAUGGCUCUGGAAAGACACGCUGUUGAGGAAAGGAUAAGUCGAGCUCCUGAAAUUCUAGUGCGCCUGAGGUCUCACACUGUCUGGGAAAAGAUGUCUGUGAGCCUUUGCUUCACUGUACAAGGAUUUCCCACCCCUGUUGUACAAUGGUACAAAAACGAGGAAUUGAUUACCCCUGCAAGUGAUCCAACAAAGUACAGAAUUGAAAGCAAAUACGGAGUACAUGUGUUGCAUAUAAACAGAGCUAAUUUUGAUGAUUCUGCUACCUAUUCAGCAGUUGCAACAAAUGCCCAUGGGCAGGCAUCAACUAAUUGCGCUGUGAUUGUGCGAAGGUUCAGAGAUGGUGAAGAGCCCCACCCAGCUGGGAUAAUGCCCUUCCACUUGCCCCUGUCAUAUGAUGUUUGCUUCACCCACAUUGAUGUCCAGUUUCUGGAGAAGUUUGGAGUCACCUUUGCAACUGAAGGUGAAACACUGACCCUGAAGUGUUCUAUGUUGGUCACCCCAGACCUGAAAAGACUACGACCUCGUGCUGAGUGGUAUAGAGAUGAUGUGCUGAUAAAGGACUCCAAGUGGACGAAGCUGUAUUUUGGAGAGGGCCAGGCAGCUCUUUCCUUUACCCAUCUGAACAAAGAUGAUGAAGGUUUAUACACCCUGCGGAUGGUUACAAAAGGUGGAGUGAGCGAAUACAGUGCAUACCUGUUUGUCAGAGAUGCUGAUGCAUUGAUCGCAGGAGCACCAGGGGCACCGAUGGAUGUUAAAUGCCAUGAUGCUAACAGAGACUAUGUUAUUGUUACCUGGAAACCACCAAAUACAACCAGUGAGAGCCCAGUCAUUGGAUAUUUUGUUGACAAAUGUGAAGUAGGUUUGGAAAACUGGGUCCAGUGCAAUGACGCUCCUGUAAAAAUCUGCAAGUAUCCUGUGACUGGUCUUCAGGAAGGACGGUCUUACAUAUUCCGUGUGAGAGCAGUGAACAGUGCUGGCAUUAGCAGGCCUUCUCGAGUCUCUGAACCCGUUGCAGCUCUUGACCCUGUUGACCUGGAGAGAACACAAACUAUUCAUGUGGAUGAAGGGCGAAAGAUUAUUCUCAGUAAGGAUGACCUUGAAGGCGAUAUUCAGAUUCCAGGCCCUCCCACCAAUGUACAUGCUUCAGAAAUCAGCAAAACAUAUGUUGUACUCAGCUGGGAUCCACCUGUUCCCCGUGGCAGGGAGCCACUGACGUAUUUCAUUGAGAAGUCCAUGGUUGGCAGUGGAAGCUGGCAAAGAGUCAAUGCACAGGUUGCAGUAAAAUCUCCUCGCUAUGCAGUGUUUGACCUUGCAGAAGGAAAAUCGUAUGUUUUUCGAGUCUUGUCAGCAAACAAGCAUGGCGUCAGUGAUCCAUCUGAAAUCACAAAACCUAUUGAACCACAAGAUACCGUUGUCGUUCCAUCUACACCUGGUCAGGUAGUGGCCACAAGGAAUACCAAAACAUCAGUUGUAGUUCAAUGGGAAAAACCAAAACAUGAAGAGGAUUUAUAUGGCUACUACAUUGACUAUUCUGUGGUGGGAUCAAAUCACUGGGAACCGAGUAACCAUAAACCUAUUAAAUACAACAGGUUUGUUGUUCAUGGUUUGGAAACUGGAGAGCAGUACAUCUUCCGUGUGAAAGCUGUGAAUGCUGUAGGAUUCAGUGAAAACUCACAGGAGUCGGAGGCUAUAACAGUACAGGCAGCCCUUACUUGUCCGUCAUAUCCUCAUGGUAUCACACUUCUGAACUGUGAUGGUCAUUCAAUGACUCUUGGCUGGAAAGCACCGAAGUACAGUGGAGGUUCACCAAUCCUUGGUUAUUAUAUGGAUAAAAGGGAAGCUAACCAUCAAAACUGGCAUGAAGUAAAUUCUUCCCUUAUUACCAGGACAAUUUAUACGGUAGAGGAUCUGACAGAAGAUGCCUUCUACGAAUUCAAAGUUGCUGCUGCAAAUCUGAUUGGAAUAGGUCAACCUUCAGAUCCCAGUGAGCAUUUUAAGUGUAAAGCCUGGACUAUGCCAGAACCUGGUCCUGCCUAUGAUCUCACGAUUUGUGAAGUUAGAAAUACAUCACUGGUUCUUCUGUGGAAAGCUCCUGUGUAUGAAGGCAAAAGCCCUAUUACUGGGUAUUUAGUGGACUAUAAGGAAGUAGAUACAGAAGACUGGAUCACUGCUAAUGACAAACCUACUUCAAAGCGCUAUUUUAAGGUCACUGAUUUACAUCAGGGUCAUACCUAUGUUUUCAAAGUUCGUGCAGUGAAUGAUGCCGGGGUAGGCAAGUCAUCUGAGAUAUCUGAACCAGUGCUUGUCGAGGCACGGCCAGGAACAAAAGAAAUCUUUUCAGGUGUGGAUGAUGAGGGUAAUAUUUACCUUGCUUUUGAGUGCAAAGAAGCUACAGAUGCAUCUCAUUUUGCGUGGGGUAAAUCAUAUGAGGAGAUUGAUGAUUCUGAUAAGUUUAAGAUUGAAACAAAAGGAAAUCAUUCUAAGCUGUACUUCAAAAAUCCUGAUAAAUCAGACUUGGGAACUUACUCUAUCUCAGUUAGUGACACAGAUGGGGUUUCAUCCAGCUUCGUAAUGGAUGAUGAAGAGUUUGAACGUUUGUUGGCAUUAAGCAAUGAAAUAAAGAAUCCAACAAUACCUCUGAAAUCAGAAUUAGCUUAUGAGGUUCUUGACAAAGGAGAAGUUCGUUUCUGGAUUCAGGCUGAAAGUUUAUCACCAAAUUCUACCUUCAGAUUCGUUAUUAAUGAUAAAGAAGUUGAAAACAGUGAUAGGCAUAAAAUAAAUUGUGACCGUUCAAAUGGCAUUAUAGAAAUGGUGAUGGACCGAUUUACAAUUGACAAUGAAGGUACCUACACAGUACAGAUUCAAGAUGGAAAGGCCAAGAACCAGUCUUCAUUAGUUCUCAUUGGAGAUGCAUUCAAGGCAGUAUUGGCUGAGUCUGAGCUCCAGCGAAAGGAAUUUCUCAGGAAGCAAGGUCCUCACUUCUCAGAGUUUCUGUAUUGGGAAGUUACAGAGGAAUGUGAAGUUUUACUUGCUUGUAAGGUUGCGAACACAAAGAAGGAGACUGUUUUCAAGUGGUAUAAGGAUGGUUCUGGGAUUGACGUUGAGGUGCCUGAUCUGCAGCAGGGAAAAUGUCACCUUAGUAUUCCCAGGCUGUCUCGCAAAGAUGAAGGAGUUUAUAAGGCAACACUAUCAGAUGAUAGAGGUCAUGAUGUAUCUACUCUUGAAUUAUCAGGAAAAGUGUACAAUGAUAUAAUUCUGGCAUUGAGCCGAGUCAGUGGUAAGUCAGCCUCUCCACUGAAGAUCCUUUGCACUGAGGAAGGAAUAAGGCUCCAGUGUUUCUUGAAGUACUACAAUGAAGAAAUGAAAGUUAGCUGGUCUCACAGGGAAUCUAAGAUUCCUUCUGGUGAAAAGAUGAAGAUUGGAGGUGGAGAGGAUGUUGCCUGGCUGCAGAUAGUUGAACCCACUGAAAAGGAUAAGGGGAACUACACCUUUGAAAUCUUUGGCGACAAGGAAUCCUACAAACGCACACUUGAUCUGUCUGGGCAAGCUUUUGAUGAUGCAUAUGCAGAAUUCCAGCGACUCAAGGCAGCUGCUUUUGCUGAGAAGAAUCGUGGUAAAGUCAUUGGUGGUUUGCCUGAUGUCGUUACUAUAAUGGAUGGGAAGACGCUGAAUCUGACCUGUACUGUGUUUGGAAAUCCUGACCCCGAAGUGAUUUGGUUCAAGAAUGACAAGGUCUUUGAACUUAAUGAGCACUAUGUGUUUUCACUGGAACAAGGGAAAUAUGCCAGUUUAACAAUCAAGGGAGUGACCUCAGAAGACUCAGGCAAAUACAGCAUCCAUGUCAAGAACAAGUAUGGUGGGGAAACAGUGGAUGUCACUGUAAGUGUGUACAGACAUGGUGAAAAAAUGCCUGAAAUUAAGCCCGGCCAGCUUGCUAAACCCAGGCCAAUACCACCAUCAGAAGAAGUCCUCAAACCUAAGGGCAACACAAAAUCCAGUAAGAAGUAAAGGUUGACAAACAAAAUAGAAUACAUGAGCUGUAGUUGAGGUAUUCCCCCACGUAACUAGUUGGUAAUGUCCAAAGGGAAACUGAGCUUUUAGGAGUUUGCUUUAGGGAGGUAGCUGUGCUAUGGUGCUGUACACAUCUGCAACAAUCUCACUUGGAAUACAUGUAAUAGGGUGGGACUUACAAAUAGCAAAAAACCAAAUGCCUGCCAGACGUUCCCAUAUGCAAUAGCAAGUUGCACAGACGUACAGUAAACCUCCAUUUCCCCCUCUCUAAUCUUCCACAAAAAAACCCCAAACCUACCCAACAACCCUCUGAGAACAAAUGUCCCAUCAGUAAAGGUAGUGAACUGCAGUUAGAAACAUAUUCAGAGAUGGUUCCUGCUUUGCUCCACACACAGUCCCUUUGGCUUUGAAGCCUCUGAUCCUUUAAGUCUAGUGGACAGUCUCUAAUUAGUAGUGAUACUGUUGUUUUAUAGCGUGACUUUAUCUUUAGUAGACUUUUACAAAUGUUCACUGUUUACUCAUUGAAGCAUAGGUCACAUGGUUGCAUUUUGUUUUUCUUGCUUUGUGCUAAUAAAACUUUAAAAGUCACCUUUGUUACUCAUUGCUCUGAAUCACACCUAACUAGUUCUGUUUACUCUCUUUCACUGUUUAAUUAUUGCUUAUUGCAAAAUUUCACAGCUGGUAGCAUGCAGACUAUCGACUUUCAAUAAAGAAUGCAAAUUACGGUUAAUCACAGUC